UAUUUCUUGCUUAACAAUUGCUGGCUUUAUGCCACACUGUGAUUCAGAAGCCCUGGUUCAGACUCUUUCAUGGUUCUGCCAUCUCUUGAUGCUUUGUUAGCUGCAUCCAGCUGGCAAAGGGUAAAAGUAUACUUACUUCUUUAAAAUCUUGCCUUGGAAGUGGCACACACUACUUCUGCUCACAUUUCAUUGGUGAGAAUUAGUUAACGCCCACACCUGGAUGGCAAACACUUCUUAGCUGCGAAAGGGGAGAUAUUAUGUUAGUGGCUAGCCUGCUGCUACCACUGUGAAAUAGUGUCUAGAGAUUGAGAAUUGGAUUUGGGUAUGAAUCUUCAUUCUAUAACUUACCAUCUCUGAGAUUCUUUCUUCUUUAUUGAAGCUUCAUGAGUACAGGGACUUUAUCUGUCUUGUUUUCCACUCUAGGCCUAAGUCUGGGUAUACAGCAGUGAACAAGAUACACAAAAUCCCUAUCCACAUGGGGUUUACAUGUCAACUGGACAUCUAGGUUAAAAUGUUUUUUGACAUCUGGGUUAAAAUUGAUGAAAACACUCAAAUUUCAUAUCUUGUGGAAGUCCAAAGCCCAUCCAAGAUUUCUAAAAAUUCCCGGGAGGAUGAGAUUCUCAUGAUUUCAGCUGCUUUCUAGACUCAUCUUCCUACAUGUGUUGCCUUUUUAUUCACUUUUAUUCACAUUGCCAUGGAUGCUUAAUUCAGCCAUUUCACACAUCUCCACCAAAAUAACUCACCCAGACUAAGCAUUUGUGAGUAAUGGAGACUUUCCUUAAGACCCUGGUAAGGAUCAUAAUGCUCAUUGCAGAGCAAGAAUCUCUGUAUCCAUAUUAGCCAUUUUUGCUUUCAAAAUCCUUUUUCGCUAUCCAGUCACCCUGGGUUGCUAUUUGGAUUUUUUCCCAUCCAGCUGCCGGCAUUCUACCUCACUGACUCCCUUCCCAUCUUUUGGAUUAUUUCGUAAGAAUUUGAAUUCAUUUCCCUUUAUAAUUUAAAGCACUUCAGCUUUCUUUAGUUUCCAUUCCUCAAACUUAAUCAAGAUGCUCAGCAGAUAAAAAGACCUUCUUUCUAAUUCUAAAAGAAUAUAGUAGUGAUUACCGAGUGCAAAUAAAACAAUUGGUAUGUGUUUAUUUUCCCUAGGAUAAUGGCUCAAAUCAGGGUUGAGAUGAUGACUGAUUAUGAGGGCAGAGACUAUGGUCUCCAGGGCCUAGUUCACUACUUGGCAUAUAGCAGCAUGCGGUAAAUAUUUUUAGAAGAUAAUUAUUGAAUUCGGAGACUCUUUGAUGAAUAUUGGGAUAAAUGACCAGCAAUUUAGUAGUUUGUAGUGAUGCCAUGGGGUAGAAAAUGAUGAAGGCUGAUUUCACAUCUGUAUUUCUUCAGCAUUUGGUUAUGCUUGUUAUAAAACAAAUUAACAAGUAUCACUGCCCGUUUUGGUUAUUUUACAAUAUGGCUGUGUGUUCUGAUAACGAUUGUGAUGAAAAAUUGGAGAAAUAAUAACAUUUUUCUGAAAUAAUAGGAUAACAAAAUUAAAAUAAUGGUGGGAAAUUAACACAGAAACGAGAAGAGUAAGAUGGAGAAAGUAAAUUAACGUUGUACUGAACUCCUAUUAUCAGCCUCUUUAAAAAGCGGUGUUUAAGUAGUAAUCUCUUAAAGUCCUCAUUAUAACCCAGAUAGUAUUUCCCUAUUUUACAGAUGUGGAACUUGACGUUGACAGUGGUUUGCUAACGAGUGAAGGGGAAGAGGGAGCACUAGAACCCCAGCCAUCCUAAAUCCUUGUCAUACUGCUGCACUUGAAGACUAGAGGUAUCUCUUCUAAUUAUGCGUUAUAAGAAGUCAGUAGAAAGCAUUAAAGGCAGAUUUUGCGACCUGACACAAACUUGCCUGAAUCCUUUGCAAUCGAGGACCGCGGCGAGCAGCUAAGGAGCUCCUAGAUGAUCGAUCCUCUCCGAGAGCUUUGCGUGCGCGUGCCCGAGAUGGUAACGCCCACCGCACGCCGCCGUAGUGCUCCGUCGCCAUAGCGACUGCCCGUGGCAACCGCGGAGGUCUGAAGGCCCGCAGGCGAGCUCCGGAUUUGGGCCGAGUUCUCAUCUUCUCUUUACUUCUGUGCUGACUGUUUUUUUCCUCCUUCCCUCUUUGCCGCCCUCCCUCCUCUUUCCCCUUCUCUAGAAUCAUGGCGGGCGGAACCGGGGACGUUCGGAAGCUUUUCAUCUUCACUACUACUCAGAAUUACUUUGGACUGGUGUCGGAAUCUUGGGACCAGCCGCUGCUGUACAACAGUCCUGAAAUCAACAACUUCUUGGACGACGGGAACCAGAUGCUCCUCAGAGUGCAGCGAUCCGACGUCGGAAUUUCCUUUUCCAAUGUGAUUGAUUUUGCCGACACAAAAGAUAAAGUGCUGGUGUUUUUCAAGCUGCGACCUGAAGUAAUUACUGAUCAGAAUCUACAUAAAAACAUUCUUGUUUCAUCUAUGUUAGAAUCACCUAUAAAUUCCCUUUACCAAGCAGUACGGCAAGUAUUUGCGCCAAUGUUGUUAAAGGAUCAGGAAUGGAGCAGAAACCUUGAUCCCAAACUUCAGAAUCUUUUGAGUGAACUAGAAGCAGGCUUGGGUAUAGUUCUACGAAGAUCAGAUACUAACUUAUCAAAACUGAAAUUUAAGGAAGAUGACACACGAGGUAUUCUUACACCAAGUGAUGAGUUCCAGUUUUGGAUAGAACAAGCUCAUCGUGGAAGUAAACAGAUUAGUAAAGAAAGAGCCAGUUAUUUUAAAGAAUUAUUUGAAACAGUUGCAAGAGAGUUUUAUAACUUGGAUGGUCUGUCCUUACUGGAAGUGGUUGACUUGGUGGAGACAACUCGGGAUGUUGUAGAUGAUGUGUGGAGACAGACAGAACAUGAUCAUUAUCCUGAGUCACGAAUGUUACAUCUCUUAGAUAUUAUAGGUGGCUCCUUUGGAAGAUUUGUUCAGAAAAAGUUGGGAACUUUGAACCUAUGGGAAGAUCCUUAUUAUCUUGUGAAGGAAAAUAUGAAAGCUGGGAUUUCAAUUUGUGAACAGUGGGUUAUUGCCUGUAGUCAUCUAACAGGUCAGGUGUGGCAGCGCUAUGUACCUCAUCUGUGGAAAAGUGAAAAAUAUUUUCCUGAAACACUUGACAAACUUGGCAAACGCCUUGAAGAGGUCUUGGCUCUUAGAACAAUUCGUGAGAAACUUCUCUAUUUUUCACCUGCCAGUGAUGAGAAAAUCAUAUGCUUGGCUCGAGUAUUUGAACCUUUUACUGGCCUGAAUCCUGUGCAAUAUAAUCCAUAUACUGAGCCUUUAUGGAAAGCUGCAGUGUCUCAAUAUGAAAAAAUUAUUGCGCCUGUGGAACAAAAAAUAGCAGGAAAAUUAAAAAAUUAUAUUUCAGAAAUUCAGGAUAGUCCACAGCAGCUUCUUCAAGCAUUUCUGAAAUAUAAAGAGUUGGUGAAGCGUCCAACCAUAAGCAAAGAAUUGAUGCUAGAAAGAGAAACUUUAUUGGCGAGACUUAUGGACUCAGUUAAAGACUUUCGAUUAGAUUUUGAAAACCGAUGCCGUGGAAUUCCUGGUGAUGCAUCUGGACCACUUUCUGGCAAAAACCUUUCAGAAGUUGUCAAUAAUAUAGUUUGGGUUCGUCAGUUGGAAAUGAAGGCAGAUGAUACUAUCAAGAUUGCAGAGGCUCUUUUAUCUGACUUGUCAGGAUUUCGAUCUUUCCAUCGAAGUGCUGAAGAUCUCUUAGACCAGUUUAAACUAUAUGAACAAGAACAAUUUGAUGAUUGGUCCAGGGAUAUUCAAUCUGGCUUGUCUGAUUCCAAAUCCGGUUUGUGUAUUGAGGCUAAUAGUCACAUUAUGGAGUUGGAUCCUAAUGAUGGAUCAUUAAAAGUGCAUUAUUCAGAUCGGUUGGUGAUUCUUCAGAGAGAAGUUCGUCAGCUUUCUGCACUUGGCUUUGUUAUUCCUGCAAAAAUACAGCAAGUUGCAAACAUUGCACAGAAAUUCUGCAAGCAAGCAAUUAUUCUGAAACAAGUGGCACAUUUUUACAAUUCUAUCGAUCAACAAAUGAUUCAAAGUCAGAGACCAAUGAUGUUACAAUCUGCCUUAGCGUUUGAACAGAUAAUUAAGAAUUCAAAAGUAGGAAGUGGGGGAAAGUCACAGAUUACUUGGAAUAAUCCUAAAGAAUUAGAAGGCUACAUCCAAAAACUCCAAAAUGCUGCUGAACGACUUGCCACUGAAAAUAGAAGACUGAGAAAAUGGCACAUUACAUUUUGCGAAAAGGUGGUAGUUCUUAUGGACAUUGAUUUGCUUCGGCAGCAACAGCGGUGGAAAGAUGGAUUACAAGAAUUAAGAACUGGCUUAGCAAGUGUAGAAGCACAGGGAUUCCAAGCAAGUGACAUGCAUGCGUGGAAACAGCACUGGAAUCAUCAACUGUACAAAGCUCUGGAACAUCAGUAUCAGAUGGGCUUAGAAGCACUUAAUGAGAAUCUGCCAGAAAUAAAUAUAGACUUAACAUACAAACAAGGACGAUUACAAUUCAAGCCUCCUUUUGAAGAAAUUCGGGCUAAAUAUUAUAGAGAAAUGAAGAGAUUCAUCGGCAUUCCUAAUCAGUUUAAGGGAGUGGGUGAAGCAGGAGAUGAAUCUAUUUUUUCUAUUAUGAUUGAUAGAAAUGCAAGUGGAUUUCUGACUAUUUUCAGCAAAGCAGAAGAUCUAUUUAGGAGAUUGUCAGCUGUUUUACAUCAACAUAAGGAAUGGAUUGUAAUUGGGCAAGUUGAUAUGGAAGUUCUAGUGGAAAAGCAUCUUUCUACAGUACAUGAUUGGGAGAAAAAUUUUAAAGCACUGAAAAUAAAAGGGAAAGAAGUAGAACGACUUCCAAGUACUGUCAAGGUAGAUUGUUUAAAUAUUAAUUGUAACCCUGUGAAGACUGUGAUUGAUGAUCUCAUCCAGAAGUUAUUUGACGUGCUUGUUCUUUCUUUGAAGAAGUCCAUUCAGGCUCAUUUACAUGAAAUUGAUACAUUCGUUACUGAAGCUAUGGCAGUCUUAACAAUUAUGCCACAAUCUGUGGAAGAGAUAGGUAAUACAAAUUUACAAUAUAGUAAGCUACAAGAACGGAAGCCAGAGAUUUUGCCCUUAUUUCAAGAAGCUGAAGAUAAAAACAGACUUUUACGGACUGUGGCAGGUGGAGGUUUAGAAACAAUUAGUAAUCUGAAAGCUAAGUGGGAUAAAUUUGAGUUGAUGAUGGAAAGUCACCAACUUAUGAUUAAAGAUCAGAUUGAAGUGAUGAAAGGAAAUGUGAAAUCACGUCUUCAGAUCUAUUAUCAAGAACUGGAAAAAUUUAAAGCUCGUUGGGACCAACUAAAGCCUGGUGAUGAUGUUAUUGAAACUGGCCAGCAAAAUACUCUUGAUAAAAGUGCCAAGUCAAUAAAAGAGAAAAAAAUUGAGUUUGAUGAUCUUGAAGUCAUAAGAAAAAAGCUUGUUGAUGAUUGCCAUCAUUUUGGCCUAGAAGAGCCCAACUUCUCCUUGGCAUAUAGCAUCUCUAAGGACAUUGAGAGCUGUGCACAAAUUUGGGCCCUUUAUGAAGAGUUUCAGCAAGGAUUUCAAGAAAUGGCCAAUGAAGAUUGGAUUACUUUUAGGACUAAGACAUACCUGUUUGAGGAAUUUUUGAUGAAUUGGCAUGACAGAUUAAGAAAGGUUGAAGAACAUUCAGUAAUGACGGUGAAAUUACAAUCAGAGGUUGACAAAUAUAAAAUCGCAGUCCCUAUCUUGAAAUAUGUGAGAGGGGAGCAUCUUUCUCCAGAUCACUGGCUUGACCUUUUUCGUCUACUUGGCCUUCCUCGGGGGACUAGUCUAGAUAAAUUACUGUUUGGUGAUCUGCUUAGAGUAGCUGAUACAAUUGUUGCCAAAGCUUCAGACCUUAAAGAUUUAAAUAGUCGUGCACAAGGUGAAGUUACAAUCAGAGAAGCUUUACGAGAACUUGAUCUUUGGGGAGUUGGAGCAGUAUUUACAUUGGUUGAUUAUGAAGACAGCCAAAGUCGAACUAUCAAGCUGAUUAAAGACUGGAAGGAUAUAGUAAAUCAAGUUGGAGAUAAUAGGUGCCUUCUUCAGUCCUUAAAGGAUUCUCCUUAUUAUAAAGGAUUUGAAGAUAAAGUGUCAAUUUGGGAAAGAAAACUUGCAGAGUUAGAUGAGUACCUACAGAAUUUAAACCACAUUCAGAGAAAGUGGGUAUAUUUGGAACCCAUUUUUGGCCGUGGAGCAUUGCCAAAAGAACAGAUGCGCUUCAACAGACUUGAUGAAGAUUUUAGAUCAAUAAUGACUGACAUCAAGAAAGAUAAUAGAGUCACAACGUUAACUACUCAUGCAGGAAUCAGAAAUUCUCUACUAACGAUACUUGAUCAGCUUCAAAGAUGUCAGAAAUCAUUAAAUGAAUUAUUGGAGGAAAAACGCUCAGCAUUCCCAAGAUUUUACUUUAUUGGUGAUGAUGACUUAUUAGAAAUACUGGGCCAGUCUACUAACUCAUCAGUGAUUCAGUCUCACCUUAAGAAACUGUUUGCUGGCAUUAACAGUGUGUGCUUUGAUGAGGAAUCAAAACAUAUAACUGCAAUGAAAUCUUUAGAGGGAGAAGUUGUACCUUUUAAAAACAAAGUUCUUCUGUCAAAUAACGUAGAGACUUGGUUAAAUGAUUUAGCCUUGGAAAUGAAGCAAACUUUGAAAGAGUUGUUGACGGAAUGUGUUACUGCUGGACGAAGUUCUCAAGGUGCAAUUGACCCAUCCUUUUUCCCUUCACAGAUAUUAUGCUUGGCAGAGCAGAUUAAAUUCACUGAAGAUGUAGAAAAUGCCAUCAAAGAUCAUAGUCUUCAUCAGAUUGAAACACAACUGGUGAAUAAGUUAGAGCACUAUACUAACAUUGAUACAAGUUCUGAGGAUCCAGGGAAUACUGAAUCUGGCAUUCUGGAGCUUAAACUUAAAGCACUUAUUCUUGAUAUUAUUCAUAAUAUUGAUGUGGUGAAGCAGUUAAACCAAGUUCAGGUUCAUACAACUGAAGACUGGGCUUGGAAAAAACAAGUUAGAUUCUAUAUGAAAAGCAAUCACACAUGUUACGUUCAAAUGGUGGAUUCUGAACUUCAGUAUACUUAUGAGUACCAGGGUAAUGCUCCCAAGCUGGUUUACACUCCACUGACAGACAAGUGCUACUUAACUCUCACUCAAGCCAUGAAGAUGGGACUUGGAGGAAAUCCGUACGGACCAGCUGGAACUGGAAAAACUGAAUCAGUAAAGGCUUUAGGUGGACUUCUUGGAAGACAAGUUUUAGUUUUUAAUUGUGAUGAGGGCAUCGAUGUGAAGUCAAUGGGACGAAUAUUUGUUGGUUUGGUGAAGUGUGGGGCCUGGGGUUGCUUUGAUGAAUUCAAUAGACUAGAAGAAUCUGUACUGUCAGCAGUUUCUAUGCAAAUCCAGACAAUUCAAGAUGCUUUGAAGAAUCAUAGAACUGUAUGUGAACUGCUUGGCAAGGAGGUAGAAAUAAAUUCUAAUUCUGGAAUUUUUAUCACUAUGAAUCCUGCUGGAAAAGGUUAUGGAGGAAGACAAAAACUGCCUGAUAACCUUAAACAGCUUUUCAGGCCAGUAGCCAUGUCUCGUCCAGACAAUGAGCUUAUUGCAGAAGUUAUUCUCUAUUCAGAAGGCUUUAAAGAUGCUAAGGUGUUGGGCAGAAAAUUGGUAGCUAUCUUCAAUCUAUCCAGAGAACUUUUGACACCUCAGCAACAUUAUGACUGGGGUUUGAGAACUUUGAAGACAGUUCUGAGAGGAAGUGGAAAUCUUCUUAGACAGCUGAAGAAAACUAGUGUUAAACAAAAAGUUAAUGAAAGUCAUAUUGUGGUACAAGCACUGAGGCUUAAUACAAUGUCAAAGUUUACAUUUGCUGAUUGCACUCGGUUUGAUGCACUGAUUAAAGAUGUGUUUCCUGGAAUUGACUUUAAAGAAGUAGAAUAUGAUGAACUGAAUGCUGCAUUAAAGCAAGUCUUUGAGGAGGCCAACUAUGAAAUCAUAUCCAAUCAGAUCAAGAAGGCUUUAGAAUUGUAUGAACAAUUACGCCAGAGGAUGGGAGUUGUUAUUGUUGGUCCAAGUGGUGCUGGAAAAUCAACUCUUUGGAGAAUGUUAAGGGCAGCACUUUGUAAAAUUGGCAAAGUGGUAAAACAAUAUACCAUGAAUCCCAAAGCUAUGCCUAGACAUCAAUUAUUAGGCCAUAUUGACAUGGAUACAAGGGAAUGGUCUGAUGGUGUUUUGACAAAUAGUGCUCGCCAAGUAGUUCGAGAACCUCAAGAUGUCAGCUCAUGGAUAAUCUGUGAUGGUGAUAUUGACCCUGAAUGGAUAGAAUCUCUGAAUUCUGUUCUGGAUGAUAAUCGAUUACUCACUAUGCCCAGUGGAGAAAGGAUUCAGUUUGGCCCAAAUGUUAACUUUGUAUUUGAAACUCAUGAUUUAAGUUGUGCCUCACCAGCCACAAUAUCUAGAAUGGGAAUGAUCUUUCUUAGUGAUGAAGAGACAGAUCUUAAUUCUCUGAUAAAAUCUUGGUUGAGGAACCAGCCUCCUAAAUAUAGAAAUAAUCUUGAAAACUGGAUUGGGGAUUAUUUUGAAAAGGCUUUACAAUGGGUUCUAAAGCAGAAUGACUAUGUGGUAGAAACAAGUUUGGUUGGGACUGUGAUGAAUGGUUUAUCACAUCUCCAUGGAUGCAGAGAUCAUGAUCAAUUUAUUAUUAAUCUCAUAAGGGGGCUGGGUGGAAAUCUGAACAUGAAGUCACGUCUGGAAUUCACCAAAGAGGUUUUUAAUUGGGCACGAGUAUCUCCUCCGGACCCUCACAAACCAAUGGACACCUACUAUGACUUGAGUAGAGGACGAUUAGCAUCUUAUGUGCUGAAGAAGCCAGAAAACUUGUCUGCUGAUGAUUUCAGUAAUAGCCAAACUCUUCCAGUCAUUCAGACUCCUGACAUGCAACGAGGUCUAGAUUAUUUCAAACCUUGGUUAAGUUCUGAUACUAAACAGCCAUUUAUUCUUGUCGGACCAGAAGGAUGUGGCAAAGGGAUGCUGCUCAGGUAUGCCUUUUCCCAACUCCGGUCCACUCAAAUUGCUACAGUUCACUGUAGUGCGCAAACUACUUCUCGGCAUCUCCUGCAGAAACUGAGCCAGACUUGCAUGGUAAUCAGUACUAACACUGGUCGAGUGUAUAGACCAAAAGACUGUGAGAGACUUGUUCUGUACUUAAAAGAUAUCAACCUACCCAAGCUUGAUAAAUGGGGGACCAGUACUUUGGUAGCUUUCCUGCAGCAGGUAUUGACAUAUCAAGGAUUUUAUGAUGAAAAUUUGGAAUGGGUUGGUUUAGAAAAUAUUCAAAUUGUGGCUUCUGUGUCAGCUGGAGGAAGACUGGGAAGACAUAAGCUUACUACCAGAUUUACUUCUAUUGUUCGUCUUUGUGCUGUAGAUUACCCAGAAAGAGAGCAAUUACAGACAAUUUAUGGAGCAUAUCUGAAACCAGUUCUACAUAAAAAUCUGAAGAAUCAUACUAUUUGGGGUUCUUCAUCAAAAAUUUAUCUCUUAGCAGGAUCUAUGGUACAAGUGUAUGAACAGGUGCGGGCCAAAUUUACAGUUGAUGAUUAUAGCCACUAUUUCUUUACUCCUUGCAUCCUUACCCAGUGGGUUCUUGGCUUAUUCAGAUAUGAUUUAGAAGGAGGAUCCUCAAACCAUACUCUAGCUUACGUAUUAGAAAUUGUGGCAUAUGAAGCGCGGCGCUUAUUUCGUGACAAAAUUGUUGGUGCAAAGGAACUUCAUUUAUUUGACAGUAUUUUAACAUCAGUGUUUCAAGGAGACUGGGGCUCAGAUGUACUAGACAAUAUGGCAGAUAAUUUCUAUGUUACAUGGGGAGCUCAACAUAAUUCAGGAAUAAGGUCAGCCCCAGGACAACCUUUGCCUCCACAUGGAAAACCACUUGGAAAACUAAAUUCUGCAGAUCUUAAGGAUGUUAUUAAAAAGGGUCUUAUUCAUUAUGGACGAGAUAACCAGAAUUUAGAUAUUUUACUUUUCCAAGAAGUCCUGGAAUAUGUGUCUAGGAUAGACAGAGUGCUGAGUUUUCCUGGAGGUUCACUUCUGUUAGCCGGAUGCAGUGGUGUAGGUCGUCGGACCAUCACUUCUUUAGUCAGUCAUAUGCAUGGAGCAGUGCUGUUUUCACCAAAGAUUUCCAGGGGAUAUGAACUGAAGCAGUUCAAAAUUGAUCUCAAACAUGUGCUACAUCUUGCAGGUAUUGAAGCACAACAAGUAGUUUUACUUCUUGAGGAUUAUCAGUUUGUACAUCCUACAUUUUUGGAGAUGAUCAAUAGCCUUUUGUCUUCAGGUGAAGUUCCUGGACUCUACACUCUUGAAGAAUUAGAGCCCUUGCUGUUGCCUCUUAAAGAUCAGGCUUCACAGGAUGGUUUUUUUGGACCAGUCUUCAAUUACUUCACAUAUAGAAUUCAACAAAACUUGCAUAUUGUCUUGAUAAUGGAUUCUGCAAAUUUAAACUUCAUAAUAAACUGUGAGAGUAAUCCUGCUUUGCAUAAGAAAUGCCAGGUGUUGUGGAUGGAGGGUUGGUCACAUAGCAGUAUGAAGAAAAUACCUGAAAUGUUAUUCAGUGAAACAGAUGGUGAAGAAAAAUAUAGCGACAAAAAAAGAAAAGAAGAAAAGAAAAAAAACUCAGUUGAUCCUGAUUUUCUAAAAUCAUUUUUAUUAAUCCACGAGUCUUGUAAAGCAUAUGGUGCUACACCAAGCCGCUAUAUGACCUUUUUACGUGUGUAUUCUGCCAUUAAUAGCAGCAAGAGAAAGGAAUUAUUAAAAAGACAAAGUCAUUUGCAGGCUGGUGUAUCUAAACUAAAUGAAGCUAAAGCUCUCGUGGAUGAACUGAACAGAAAAGCCGGAGAACAAAGUGUAUUACUUAAAACUAAGCAAGAUGAAGCAGAUUCUGCUCUUCAAGAGAUCACAGUAUCAAUGCAGGAUGCUAGUGAACAAAAGACAGAACUUGAAAGACUAAAGCACAGAAUAGCAGAAGAAGUCAUUAAAAUUGAAGAAAGGAAAAACAAAAUUGAUGAUGAAUUAAAAGAAGUACAGCCUCUAGUCAAUGAAGCUAAACUAGCAGUUGGAAACAUUAAGCAAGAAUCUCUUUCAGAAAUUCGUUCACUGCGUAUGCCACCUGAUGUAAUCAGGGACAUUCUUGAAGGAGUUUUAAGAAUAAUGGGUAUCUUUGAUACAUCUUGGGUGAGCAUGAAAAGUUUCCUUGCAAAGAGAGGUGUGAGAGAAGACAUAGCAACCUUUGAUGCACGAAAUAUUCCAAAGGAAAUAAGAGAGAGUGUUGAAGAACUUCUUUUUAAAAAUAAAGGAUCUUUUGAUCCAAAGAAUGCCAAGCGUGCCAGUACCGCAGCUGCUCCUUUAGCUGCCUGGGUUAAAGCCAAUGUCCAGUACUCCCAUGUCUUGGAACGAAUUCAGCCUUUGGAAACUGAACAGGCAGGAUUAGAAUCAAAUUUGCGGAAAACUGAAGACAGAAAAAGGAAACUAGAGGAGCUUCUUAAUUCUGUUGGUCAAACAGUGUCAGAACUCAAAGAAAAAUUUCAGAGCAGGACUUCAGAAGCUGCCAAACUUGAAGCUGAAGUAAGCAAAGCACAAGAAACAAUUAAAGCUGCAGAAGUCUUGAUUAAUCAGCUUGACAGAGAACACAAGAGAUGGAAUGCGCAGGUUACAGAGAUAACAGAGGAAUUAGCUACUCUUCCUAAAAGAGCUCAGCUAGCUGCUGCAUUUAUUACAUAUCUUUCUGCUGCUCCUGAGGGUCUGAGAAAAACCUGUUUGGUAGAAUGGACCAAGUCAGCUGGUCUUGAAAAAUUUGAUCUGAGGAGGUUUCUUUGUACUGAAAGUGAACAGUUAAUUUGGAAAAGUGAAGGCCUACCAUCAGAUGACCUUUCCAUAGAAAAUGCUCUUGUUAUCUUGCAGAGUCGAGUUUGCCCAUUUCUUGUAGACCCUUCUUCCCAAGCUACAGAAUGGUUAAAGACACAUUUGAAAGACUCACAUUUGGAAGUUAUUAACCAGCAGGAUAGUAACUUUAUCACAGCUCUUGAGUUGGCAGUACGUUUUGGGAAAACCCUUAUUAUACAAGAAAUGGAUGGUAUAGAACCUGUUCUUUAUCCAUUAUUGAGACGAGAUCUGGUUGCUCAAGGACCACGUUAUGUGGUACAAAUAGGUGACAAAAUUAUCGACUACAAUGAAGAAUUUCGCCUUUUUUUGUCAACAAGAAACCCAAAUCCCUUUAUUCCACCGGAUGCAGCUUCCAUCGUUACUGAGGUUAACUUUACUACAACAAGAAGUGGAUUACGAGGACAGCUUUUGGCAUUAACUAUUCAGCAUGAGAAACCUGAUUUAGAGGACCAGAAAACAAAACUAUUACAACAGGAGGAAGAUAAGAAAAUACAGUUAGCUAAGCUUGAAGAAUCUCUUUUAGAGACACUUGCCACAUCUCAAGGCAAUAUUUUGGAAAAUAAGGAUUUGAUUGAAUCUUUGAAUCAGACAAAAGCAAGCAGUGCACUUAUUCAGGAGUCACUUAAAGAAUCUUACAAACUCCAAAUUUCUCUUGAUCAAGAGCGGGAUGCCUAUCUCCCUCUGGCUGAGAGUGCCAGCAAGAUGUACUUCAUUAUCUCUGACUUGUCAAAAAUUAAUAACAUGUACCGUUUUAGUUUGGCUGCAUUUCUCCGACUUUUCCAGCGAGCUCUGCAAAACAAACAGGAUUCUGAAAAUACAGAACAGAGGAUUCAGUCUCUCAUCAACUCAUUAAAACAUAUGGUAUAUGAAUAUAUAUGCCGUUGCCUAUUUAAGGCUGAUCAGUUGAUGUUCGCUUUGCAUUUCGUUCGAGGCAUGCAUCCUGAACUUUUUCAAGAAAAUGAAUGGGAUACAUUUACAGGUGUGGUUGUUGGAGACAUGUUGCGGAAAGCUGACUCUCAACAAAGAAUACGUGAUCAACUUCCAUCUUGGAUUGAUCAGGAAAGAAGCUGGGCAGUGGCAACAUUAAAGAUUGUUCUCCCCAGUCUUUAUCAGACCCUCUGUUUUGAAGAUGUAGCUUUGUGGCAUACUUAUUAUCAUAAUUCAAUGUGUGAGCAAGAGUUUCCAUCUAUUCUUGCAAAGAAAGUUUCCUUAUUUCAGCAGGUUCUUGUGGUACAGGCUCUCAGACCAGACAGAUUGCAAAGUGCCAUGACUCUAUUUGCAUGUAAAACUCUGGGACUGAAAGAGUUGUCCCCACCUCCUCUAAAUCUCAAACGUUUAUACAAAGAGACACUAGAAAUUGAACCCAUAUUGAUAAUCAUUUCCCCGGGUGCUGAUCCUUCUCAGGAACUCCAAGAACUUGCUAAUGCUGAGAGAAGUGGAGAGUGUUAUCAUCAGGUUGCCAUGGGUCAAGGCCAAGCUGAUUUAGCAGUUCAAAUGCUAAAAGAAUGUGCCCGAAAUGGAGACUGGCUCUGUUUGAAGAACUUACAUCUUGUGGUAUCUUGGCUGCCAGUUCUGGAAAAGGAAUUGAAUAUUCUUCAACCUAAAGAUACCUUUCGUCUUUGGCUCACUGCAGAAGUUCAUCCCAACUUUACUCCAGUUUUAUUACAGUCAAGUUUGAAGAUAACAUAUGAGUCACCUCCAGGUUUGAAGAAAAAUUUAAUGCGUACUUACGAAUCUUGGACUUCUGAGCAAAUUAGCAAAAAAGAUAAUAUACAUCGAGCUCAUGCUCUCUUCAGUUUUGCUUGGUUUCAUGCUGCAUGCCAAGAAAGAAGAAAUUACAUUCCACAGGGUUGGACCAAGUUUUAUGAGUUUUCUUUAUCAGAUCUUCGGGCUGGUUACAGCAUUAUUGACAGACUCUUCGAUGGUACCAAAGAUGUACAAUGGGAAUUUGUACAUGGUUUGCUAGAAAAUGCUAUUUAUGGAGGACGUAUAGAUAACUAUUUUGACCUUAGAGUUCUUCAGUCAUACCUGAAACAGUUUUUUAAUUCUUCAAUAAUUGAUGUAUUAAACCAAAGGAACAAGAAAAGCAUUUUUCCGUACUCCAUAUAUCUACCAAAAUCCUGCAGCAUUUUGGACUAUCGUGCCGUCAUUGAAAAACUUCCAGAGGAUGACAAACCUAGUUUCUUUGGUCUACCUGCCAAUAUUGCUCGUUCAUCUCAGCGUAUGAUCAGUUCUCAGGUUAUUUCACAGUUGAGGAUCUUGGGCAGAUCAGUAACAGCUGGUAGCAAAUUUGAUAGAGAAAUCUGGUCUAAUGAACUUUCUCCUGUCCUCAAUCUCUGGAAGAAAUUAAACCAGAAUUCAAACCUGAUUCAUCAGAAAGUGUUGCCUCCUAAUGAUCGACAAGGAUCUCCAAUAUUAUCAUUCAUCAUUCUUGAACAAUUUAAUGCCAUUCGCUUAGUACAAAGUGUUCAUCAGUCUCUUGCCGCUCUCAGCAAAGUCAUCAGAGGAGCCACCUUACUGAGUUCAGAAGUACAGAAAUUGGCAAGUGCUUUAUUAAACCAAAAGUGUCCUCUCACAUGGCAAAGCAAGUGGGAAGGUCCAGAAGAUCCUUUACAAUACCUUAGAGGUCUUGUAGCUCGUGCCCUUGCAAUACAGAACUGGGUAGAGAGAGCUGAAAACCAGACUCUUCUCUCCGAUACACUUGACCUAUCAGAACUCUUCCACCCAGACACAUUUCUGAAUGCGCUUCGCCAGGAAACUGCAAGGGCUGUGGUCUGCUCUGUGGAUAGCCUUAAAUUUGUGGCCUCAUGGAAAGGUCGACUGCAAGAAGCAAAGCUGCAAAUUAAGAUCAGUGGCUUAUUACUGGAAGGAUGCAGUUUUGAUGGAAAUCGACUUUCUGAAAAUCAGCAUGAUUCUCCUAGUGUAUCAUCAGUUCUCCCUUGUUUUAUGGGCUGGAUUCCACAGGGCGCAUAUGGUCCAUAUUCCCCUGAUGAGUGCAUAUCUUUGCCUGUUUACACAAGUGCUGAAAGGGAUCGUGUGGUGAUCAAUAUCGACAUUCCAUGUGGGGGCAGCCAAGAUCAGUGGAUUCAGUGUGGAGCAGCUCUAUUUCUCAAAAAUCAGUAGAACCUAAUGACAAUAAAAGCUGUCUUAGCCAAAAGAAACAUUUAUUAUUUAAGCUUUAAAUAAAAUAUGUGGUCAGUCCACAUUUGAAGUGUUAGUUCAGAAUAUUAGCAUGUAGCUGUCCUGUGUUGUUUAUCUCAUUGUGUUUUUAUUUUAAUGGGUAAUGACAGCACCCUGUACCUUUUAAAGUAAUAACUUAAUGGAGUCAAUGUUAAAAUAGCAUAUUCCCUUUAUAAUAUUAAGUAUUUCUGUGAGGCAGUUCACUUUUCCAGUGGCUCAAAAAUUUAAUGUUUUAGCUAAGAGUUUUUAAAUAGUGUAUUUAAGGAAUCAGUAAUAAAUAUUUUGGCU
Molecule: messenger RNA, 15442 nt
Organism: Aethalodelphis obliquidens (Pacific white-sided dolphin)
Lineage: Eukaryota; Metazoa; Chordata; Mammalia; Artiodactyla; Delphinidae
Gene: DYNC2H1
Product: dynein cytoplasmic 2 heavy chain 1
Exons: 89
Coding region: 2174-15097 (4307 amino acids)
Biological process (GO): microtubule-based movement
Cellular component (GO): axonemal dynein complex
Molecular function (GO): dynein light intermediate chain binding; ATP binding; minus-end-directed microtubule motor activity
Source: RefSeq, a predicted model, not a curated record